Messenger RNA from Dictyostelium purpureum, 712 nucleotides. RefSeq lists its product as uncharacterized. Gene Ontology annotation, biological process: retrograde transport, endosome to Golgi. Gene Ontology annotation, cellular component: membrane; Golgi apparatus. The coding region runs from base 172 to 648 and encodes 158 amino acids. The transcript is spliced from 2 exons. NCBI's taxonomy places the organism in Eukaryota, Evosea, Eumycetozoa, Dictyosteliales, Dictyosteliaceae. The record is from RefSeq and is a predicted model, not a curated record.
AUUGUUUUUAAAGGUAUUCAAGAGUAUCUACUUAAAACUCCAAAUAGCAAUACAGGAAAGGUGUUUUAUGUUUAUUUAACUAUACCAGUAUCAAUAUUGGACACAUUGUUCUAUUGGUGGAUAUUAUUUGCUCUUAUAAAGAACUUAGAAGUUUUGAAUGCUAAAAAACAAAUGGUUAAGGUUUACAUGUUUAGAAAAUUCAUUUGGGUAUUAUUACUUAGCGCUGUUGCAUCAUUCAUCAUUUUAACCUGCCAAAUAUUUGUAAACUCAACUAAAUCAUUCGAUUAUGGCAUUCAAACUGGCUGGAUCAUCGAUGUAGUUUGGGGUGCCUCUUAUUUCACUGUUUUAGUUGCAAUUUGUUGGAUCUGGAAACCAAAUUCAAACAAUCAGAAGUUUGCCUAUUCAGAAUUAAAUGAUCAAGAUGAAGAGGUAGUUAUGGAAUCAAUUGACUCUUAUGGAAAUAUAAGUAGAAAUCGUAAUUCAAAUGAUAUUGAAAGUAAUAUAACUCAACAUGACAAUGUAAUUGAAGAAAUCGAUGAUGAUGAAAUGCAAAAUGCUUUUUCAAUUCAAGAUAAUGAUGAUGACACUGAUGAAGUUAGAAGAAACAAAGAAAAAACUGAUAUUGCCGAUAUGUUUAGUAAACUUUAAAAAAAUAAUAUAAUUAUUAAAAAAAAAAAAAACAAUCUAAAUAAAAAAUUGUUUUUAAUAUUUC